Molecule: messenger RNA, 2658 nt
Organism: Stylonychia lemnae
Lineage: Eukaryota; Ciliophora; Spirotrichea; Sporadotrichida; Oxytrichidae
Source: the annotation of a GenBank genome assembly
AUGGAGAGAAAAACUAAAGCACAAUAAAGCUUGGCAGGAAAGAUUGACAAGAAGACUAAAAGAGUCUUAGAAGAUAGUGAUUAUAGCUAGGACUCUGAUGAUUAGAAGACAAAUAAUCGUAACAAUGGCAUUAAGUUCGAUAACAUUGGCAUGCCAGAUAAUGACUCAGAUGAUGAUGGCUCAUUCUUAAUUGGAGGCAAUUAGCAAUAGAUGUUCUCCAAGUUUGAGAACAAGAUGAAAUAAACUGAAAAUUCAGCAACGAUCCCAGAACUUGAAAGAGAAUUGAUGCAGGCUUUGCAAAGAGAUGAUAAGCCAAUGACAGUUAGUGCUUUAAACGCUUUGAUAUGGAGAAUGGGUGAGAAUAAUAAGGAGAGAAAACUUGAAUAUCUUAAGAAAAAGUAUCAAUUGCUCAAGGAUUUGGAGUAAAAGAGAAUGUGUGAAGAGGUAAUGAGUGAGAUCUUGAGGCUAGAUCCUACCAAUGCUACUCUUAAAGUUGAGGUCAUUAAAAAACACUUUACCUCUGGAAAUGUGUGGCAAGGAUAUACUGAGUAUAUGAGGCUUGAAGCAUUAGCUGAGUUAAGAAUUUAAGAGGACCCACAUAGCUAAGAGACAAUUACAAUAUUAAGCGAACUGGAAUAGUUGAAGUAUCUUAUUCAAAUAAAUAAUGCCAAAUUGAAUGAAAAAGGCAUUUAUAAUCAGUUCAAAGUCACUGGAUCUAAUAUCAAUGGGACUGUAGGAAUAGGGAAUGAAGAUGAAAGCGCUGAAAUUGUGCAUUAGUUGCCAUAGUUCAACAACAGGAAGGUAUAUGAUAUUGUACUCGCAGAUUUUCACAGUUUGGUAUUAGCUUCAGGAUGUAAUUGUGUAGAUCCGUUUAAAGAUCAUUGCAAGGGCUAGGAACUUUGCAAUGGAGGUAGUGUUUUAAUGGGAUGGGGAUUUAACAUUCAUGGCUAGGUAAAUGGAAUACCUUCAGACAGACCAGUCUUAAUGCCGAAAAUCGUGCCAUUUUUUGAAGGCAAAAAGCAAGUUAAACUUAUCGCUGCCUGUAGAUCUAGAUCUAUCGCGAUUACUACAGAAAAUGAGGUGUUUGAAUGGGGUUUUACUGGUGAAGAAGGGUAAUAAUUUUAGAAACUUUAUGAAAUGCCUGAAGAAAUAGUAGAAGUUGCCCUGGGUACAGAAUUCAAUAUGUUUUUAACUAAGAAUGGAAAUAUUUGGAUUUCAGGUGAAAUUUCAUAGGAGGGCGAAAAUGUAAUCAAUACUUGGACAGGUCUUAUCAAUCUAACUGAAAGAAUGACUGAGUAAGAGAGAGUAAAGUUUAAGAAGAUUUGCUGCGGCUAUUCACAUGCUUUAUUGAUAGAUGAAAACUAAAAGGUCUAUUCAUUUGGUGCAGGGUUAUAUGGCUAGCUCGGUCUUGGUCUAGAUCAGCUAAAGGCUAAAUGGCCUCAUCCAGUUCAAGAUGUAAAUGAUGGUGGAGAUGAGGUUCUUAAGAUUGCUUGUGGUGCUAACUUUUCUUUGUGCUAUACUGAUUAUGGAAUAAUCUAUUACUGGGGUAUGCUAGUGCCUGAUAACUUUGAUAGUAUUCAAUGGCUUCCAAACUUUCUCACCAUAUCUUUACCAAAAGAUUUAACAUAUGAACAACAUUAAUCAUUUGCAUUGACAGAUAUCAAAGCAACUUUUAGAGAAAUUCUUGCUUGUGACACAGCAGGAAGAAUCUAUCACUGUGAUUUAAAUUAUACUUAAACGCUUAAACCUUAUAGUCAAAAGUUGCAAAAGCAAAUAGGUAGUUAUGGGCAUAAAUUACUAUUGGGUAGGUCAAUGCAUUUAUUCAUGCAGACUUUAAUUAAUCCUGGACAAUGCCAACUCUAGGACAUUGAUUCUGAGAUGGAAACUUUAACUGAUAAGAACCAAGUUACGGUCAAACUUUUUGAUAAUUAUGGAGAGCCACAUUACUUUGACCCUAAUCUUAGCUUUGAGGAAUUGAGACAUAAAGUUCCCAUUUCUAUAGUAUUCAAUUAAAGUGAUAACUAAGUCUAAGUAGAUUACAAUCAUUUCUCAGUUUACUAAAUUAAAGGUCUUAGGGAAUAAGUAUAACCAACUAAAGAUCAGAAAUCAAAAGACUCCAAGCCUCCUGAAGAUUUCUUUAGCUACGGAAUCAAUGAGUUUAAUUAAAUAAAAUUCAAGAUUAAUUACUCAGUAGACACAGAUGAUAACUCUCUCAUUAAUAUAAAGAUCAAUCCUUAAUAGGAUGGAGAUUUCUUUAUACAUGUUUUCAUUGGCAACUAUGAGGUCCAAAAAUCACCAUAAGAUGUGACAAUAUGUAAAUCUGAGGAACAAAAACGUCAAGAAAUGUUAGCACAGGAAGAAAGAGAAAGAUAAGAUAAGUUCACAGAGUAAAAAAGACAAGUGAAGCAGAGAAAGUUAGAGCAUAAACUAAAGAAAAAGAAUGAAAAAGAAGAGGAUAAGAUGAGAUAGCAUAAACUUAAAGAGGAAUAACUCUAGAAAAAGAGAGAACAAACAGAGAAAAGAGCAUUGGAGGCAGUUAGAAGAGUGAAAGAAGCAAAGGAAAAGGAACUUAAGGUGAAGGAAGAAGAGAGAUUAAUGAGAAAAGAAUGUAGAACAGGUGGUGGAUUUAAUAUGGCAAGAAUUAAGAAGGAAGAAUGA